This is a messenger RNA of Closterium sp. Naga37s-1, 1251 nucleotides long. NCBI's taxonomy places the organism in Eukaryota, Viridiplantae, Streptophyta, Zygnematophyceae, Desmidiales, Closteriaceae. The record is from the annotation of a GenBank genome assembly.
AUGGCUGCUGUUACCACUUCCUCCCUCGCCGCUAAGACCCCUGUCGCCACACUGGCGCAGUCGGGGUUGUCUGCCGUCUCCAGCUCCGCCAUUCCCAGCUUCUCCGGGCUCCGGGCCUCUGCUCACGUUAAGGCCGCCAAGCAGACCAGCUGCGCGCGCGGCUGCAAGUGCGCGCGCCAUGCCGUCGUCGUGCGGGCCGCCGCUGAGUCCAACGAGGCGUCCGAUCAAGCUCUCUUCGCCAGCGUCAGCCAGUCCGUCGCCGCUCCCGCUGCUCCUGCCGCCAACUCCGGCGUACUCGUCCCGUCGAUUCUCGGCGCCGGUAUUGUUGGCGGCGCGGCCCUUGCUCUUCUCUCCAAGAGCUCCGCUCCCGCAGCUCCUGCUGCUCCCACCCCGGUGACCUUCGACGGUGGAUACGUUCCCCGCGCGAAGCGCGCCGCGGCGCCCGCGCUAGCAACAAUGGCGGCGACGUUCCCGAACGCGAUGCAGGAGGAGACGUUCAUGCACGCCGUGGCGGAGGAGCUGCGCAACUUGGGCUUUAAGCGCGACAACUGCAUCGCUCUGGUGAACACGUGCCGCGACGAGGUGUGCCGGCCGAUCGUGAACCUGAUCGACCGCGAGUUCGGCAUGAGCUUCAACAUCGCCGGGCUGGGCGGGCUCGUGAACUGCGGCAAGACGGGGUUCAAGGCUGCCAUGAGCCACUCGCCUGAAUUCCCCUGCGACAAGAGCGGCAAGCCCAAGGAACGAUACAUCUUCUUCGGCUUCCCCCACGUGUCCAUCGGUGAGACUGGCGAGGUCGGUUCGCUGCUCCGUCGCGGCCGCGGUAAGCCGGGUAACGCGUGCGGUGCGCUCAUCGCCAUCCGCGGCGACAUUUGCAAGGGCGGUCCCAUCGUCGAGGACCCCGAUAAUGCCGAGUACGUGCUCCUUAAGAAAAAGGUUGCGGCCCGAGUUACCUCCGACGAGCCUAACUUGGUUCAGGUCACCCGCGCCGCGCUCCAAGCUAUCACGGACGACCUCGAGUACCUUAUCUCGCAGACCGUGGAUCCCACGACCGCGGAUUACGCCGUGAUUACCGGCGUGCAGAUUCACUCUGGCAACAACCUCCCUGGCGAGCCGUUCCAGACGGAGCGCCUUUGCGACUACAUCGCGCCUAAUGCCAUGUAUGCCGUGAUUAACGGCGAGAAGCACAUUCUCCACUGCGAGAUCAACCAAAUCAGCGCUAUCAAAUCGGUCCCUGCUUCCAAGUUCGCUUGA